Messenger RNA from Radiomyces spectabilis, 1335 nucleotides. RefSeq names its product chitin deacetylase. Lineage: Eukaryota; Fungi; Mucoromycota; Mucoromycetes; Mucorales; Radiomycetaceae. The transcript has 2 exons. Gene Ontology annotation, cellular component: membrane. Gene Ontology annotation, molecular function: chitin deacetylase activity. Gene Ontology annotation, biological process: carbohydrate metabolic process. The record is from RefSeq and is a predicted model, not a curated record. The coding region runs from base 1 to 1335 and encodes 444 amino acids.
AUGUAUAUCAAACCGGUCGCUAUCUCUCUCGCUCUUGCUCAGAUCUCGGGCAUGGCCAUUGCUGCGGGCAGUAUCCAAGAAUACUGGAAGUCCUUCCGCGCUGGUGUCGACCCUCACAACAUUACGCUUCCCAAGAUCCCGCAAACUACCUCGUAUGACGGAGUGGCCGAGUGCACUUACUACACCCCACCUGCCGAACUUCAAUUCAAAGAUUCCGAAUGGCCUACACCUUGGCUUACCGCCACUUCGAACGGUAUGAACACCAGUGCCGAAUUCAAGGCACUGUACAAUUCCAUCGACUGGACGAAAGCUCCCAACAUCCCGGUUCGUCAAUUGUUGCCCGACGGUUCCGUUGACAUGAGCAAGUACGAUGAAGCCAAUGACCCUGACUGCUGGUGGUCGGCUACUACUUGUACCAAGCCCAAGCAUCAGAACGUCAACGAAGAUAUCUACGCUUGUCCUGAACCUGACACUUGGGGUCUCACCUACGAUGACGGUCCCAACUGCUCGCACAAUGCAUUCUACGAUUAUCUCGAAGAACAGAAACUCAAGGCUACCAUGUUCUACAUCGGUUCCAACGUCGUUGACUGGCCCUAUGGUGCUAUGCGCGGUAUGAAGGACGGUCAUCACAUCGCUGAUCACACCUGGUCCCAUCAAUUGAUGACUACUCUCAACAACCAAGAAGUCCUUGCUGAACUCUACUACACUCAAAAGGCUAUCAAGUUGACCACCGGUGUGACUCCCCGUCACUGGCGUCCUGCUUUCGGUGAUGUUGACGAUCGUGUGCGAUGGAUUGCCACUCAAUUGAACUUGACCACCAUUCUCUGGAACCUUGAUACCGAUGACUGGGCCGCUGGUAGCACCAAGCCUCUCGCCACUGUUCAGCAAUCGUAUGAUGACUUUAUCCAGAUGGGCUCCAACGGUACUUUCGGUACCAGCGGUAACAUUGUCUUGACUCACGAAAUUGACAAUACCACCAUGCAACUUGCCGUCGAGAACUUGCCCAAGAUCCAAAAGGCCUACACUCACGUUUUGGAUGUCGCUACUUGUAUGAACAUUACUCAUCCUUACAUGGAAGACACCGUUACUGUCAAGACCUUUGAUGAAGUUGUCGGUGGCAAGAAGGCUUCCACUUCUGGUGCUGCUUCUAGUGCUGCCUCGGCUAGCUCUCAACCCAGCAACGGCGUUGUGAAGGCUGCUUCUGCUUCCGGUUCUCUCUCCAGCUCUAGCUCCAGCUCCAGUGCCGAUGCCUCGCCCUCCAACUCAGCCGCCUUCCAAGUGUCUCCCAACAUGGCUGCUAUGGCUGUGAUGGCUGCGCUCGCUAUUUUCAUCUAA